AUGUACUCAAAGGCCCUCGUCCAUAUAUAUUGGGCUGUGGGCAUUAGCGGGCACAUGUCACUUUGGUAUCCUGGACCGCUCGGAGGCGCCAAAAAGGCCAACGCGAUGUCUACGUACGUGAAUCGCGAGCUCAACUUCCCUCUAGGAUGCUGUGACAAGGACGGCCAGGCUACCUUGCCAAACCCAGGCGUCUGUCGGGGCCACCUUGACCUGUUCGACAAGCAGGAGCCGCAAGUGGUGCGACAAGCCGGCCAGGAUGCUUACUUCCAGCUUUCCGACCAUACGUACACAGCGGGCGCGCCGGGCUCCACACCCUACGGAGGCAGCUGCCAGGUAGUAAUGCGAUGA
This is a messenger RNA of Bipolaris maydis ATCC 48331, 348 nucleotides long. Lineage: Eukaryota; Fungi; Ascomycota; Dothideomycetes; Pleosporales; Pleosporaceae. The record is from RefSeq and is a predicted model, not a curated record.